Molecule: messenger RNA, 2539 nt
Organism: Aspergillus candidus
Lineage: Eukaryota; Fungi; Ascomycota; Eurotiomycetes; Eurotiales; Aspergillaceae
Product: Zn(II)2Cys6 transcription factor
Exons: 9
Coding region: 192-2387 (731 amino acids)
Biological process (GO): DNA-templated transcription; regulation of DNA-templated transcription
Molecular function (GO): DNA-binding transcription factor activity, RNA polymerase II-specific; DNA binding; zinc ion binding
Source: RefSeq, a predicted model, not a curated record
CAGCUCCACAUCCGGAAUUUGGGCUAAUUUCUUGGCGGUAAGAGUGGCGCGAAGGAAUCUAAUACCAUGGAUUCCCCUCGCACUUUCGGCUCCGUCCACCUCCGCUUCCCAAACCGCGCACGCCCAUACCUCUGAGUGCGAAGAGAGCUGAUAGGAGAUUGAUGUGCUUGUAUCCAGCCUCAUAGUACACUAUGUCUGCCGCGCAAGAGACCGAAGCUGCCGCCGCACCGAGAGCGGGACCCUCUCUCAAGGCAUGUGAUGGCUGCCGGCAACGAAAAGUACGCUGCAACAAAAGAUCACCUUGUUCGAACUGUGAGCGAGCAGGCCGCCAAUGUGUGACCUUACCACGUGUCGCUAGAGCCAAGCGCUGCCAAACCCCAGGACUCUCUAACUACGAUGUGAAGAUUAGUAGCAUUGACGAAAGACUGGAUCGAAUGAGUCAGGUUCUAGAAACUCUGGUUUCGGAAGAGACCAAGAGCCAGCGAGCGACGGCCUCUAUGGAAAGCGCCAGUCCCAUGAGCCUGCAUUCGUCUUCGAGUCAGAGACCUCUCUCCAACUAUCUUACCGGGCCGCAUGACCUGCCCCGGAGUGAUGAUACUUCCGACAAACAAAAGCGCAAGCAGGACAAGAAUAAUCCGGUCGAGGGCCCGUCGUCGUUUUCUGCGCACUCGACGCAUGCCAUUAAUUUCCUUAACAAGGUCGCUGAGGCUAAAUGUGACGACUGUGACAGCAACGAGAUAGAAGAGCUACUGGAUUCCAUGCGUGCCAUUGUUGACGCCGUCAAAGUUCGUCGACAGUCAACCCAAUCCCUUUUCCCACUUGCGAUUCCCAGCACAACCCAAUGCACACCAGCUGAACUCCCACCUAUCCAGGUGGCGGUAGCCGUGAUCCGAAAAGCCCAAGAGCAGGGUGAUCUGGUCCUCAACGUUCUGAAUGAGCUGCUACACAGUCGAAGUCUGUCAGACAUGUGCAUGACGGUUUAUUUUUCGCAAGAUUACUCAGAUGCAGAGUUCAUCAUCGUCAACCUUGCUAUAUACUUUUUGCUCUCCAACACCGAGUCAACGGUAACAGGAGACGAAGUGAGAGACCGAAAGCAUACAGAGAAUUACCUCUUGCUCCAGCGAAAUGCUGAAACAGCUCUAUCAAGACUGUCCCUAUACGUCGAAGCCUCCCACAACAUGACACUGGCUCUUGUCCUUGGAGCGAUCUAUGCAGUCGACAUCUCGAGGCCCUCCCUGGCUUGGACACUCAUUUGUGCAUCUUAUCAAAGUGCCUACUCGCUCGGCUAUCACACAUGGGCACGUGGGUCAGACCAGUCCUCUAACACACCAAACAAAUUCGGGCUGCUGUUUUGGGUCAUAUACUACUUGGAGAAGCAUUUCUGCAUACGACUUGGUCGUUGUUCCAUUAUAAUAGAUACCGAGAUCACAGUUCCUCUUCCAGGUUCUCCUGGCGCAGCAACCAAUCCCGGGAUGGACUACUGCCACCUCAUCGUUAGGACCGGAAGUCUGGCCAGUCGCAUCUACCAAGAGCUCUAUAGCACGCAGGCUACUGGUCUUCCAGACGACCUGCGCGCACAAAAAGCGUUGAACUUGUCGCAAGAAUUGUGCGGCAUACGGGAUGAGUCUCGAAGGGCCAUUCAGUCCUGGGCCCAGUAUCGCUCGGACCAUGAUCUGCCUGGUGUGGACAUGAUUAAGCACCUGGCCAACUUGGAUGAGGUAUUCUGGUGGUCCACGCUCACACUUAUAUAUCGAGCUGUUCCGCCCCAGCCCGACUUUACCGUCAAUUUUGCGGACGAAUGCAUCAUCGCUGCUCGAGCAGCUCUUGAGUCGCACCAGAAGAUCACUUCAUCCUUCGAACUAAAUAGAUUGAGACCCCUUUCAUCUUACAUCAACUGGUUGAUUCUUUCUUCUCCGUUCGUCCCUUUUAUCGUUAUAUUCUGUGAUGUCAUAGAACAUGAAAACACUAACGACCUCGACAUCAUGCAAGCUUUCAUAAGUUCUAUCGAGUCUGCCGCUCACUGCUCUGUCCCAAUUGCUAGACACCACAAACUCUUCCAAGUAUUCCACGAGGUGGCACGGCGCUUUCUGCAGCUGAAAGUGAGUCAAACACCGUCACAGCAAGGUCAUGAGGAGCUUAAAGCCCAGAUGAACCGCUGUCUUGGUGCGCUGGGGUUACACCAACCGCGCAGUGUGCAAAAUGGAUGGAGCGAUAGUUUGACGUCUCUGCCUCCUAUGGUGUCAACGCAAUCUGCCGUUCACAAUUUGGAGAUACCCGUCAGUAUGGAGCAACCUGUGCAGACGAUGAGUUGGUAUGCUUUCGGCCAGCAGAUGUUCGAGUCAUUUGGUAAUGACCAGCCGCCUUUCUCGGGCGGCUUGGACAUAUGAGCAGCCUGGGCAGUGGAUCGCUGGCCAGCGGACUCUACUCAGUGAGCUUUACACAAGUGAGAUCUGGCUCUCUUUGGAUUGGCUAGUCAUAAUAUCAAAAAGGUAUUCAACUAUUUGCGGGUCAGAUUGGUUCAAGUCUAGCUGGAUUAGAC